CCUCCUCCAUGUACAACAUCAACCUCGUGUAAAGACCCUCGCCCCUAUCCCUCGGCCUCAUCACCACUGUCGCCAUCAGCGGCCCGGUUGUGACGUUGCGAGCCGGUCUCCAGCACUCUCCAAGAUACGCUUGAUACCCUUCAGCCUCAGCCUCUCUCACAAUGGCGCCAUCAAUCCCAGUGCCCACCCAGGGCGGAAUGUUCCACACAUUCCAAGGGGUCACACCACGCAAGGCAUCCACAGAAUCACCAGAUAGCUCCAAGGCAAAUGGGCCAGGGACUGCCAAAAGGAUAACAACACCACAUGCCUGUGCCGAGUGCAAGCGGCGCAAGAUCCGGUGCGACGGUCAACAACCAUGCGGCCAAUGUCUUUCGAGCAGAGCACCCAAGCGGUGUUUCUAUGACAAGCACCGGCAACGGGUCAUCCCCUCGCGCAAGACACUCGAAGCCCUCUCGCAGUCACUCGAAGAAUGCCGGUCCAUCCUGAAGCGGUUAUAUCCCAACCAGGAGGUGCAGGCCCUCCUACCCCUGUCGCGGCAAGAGCUCCUCAACCUCCUGGACCGGCCGGUAAUAGACACCUCUGUCGGCGGCCUGCCGUCACCACCCAUCAACACAUCGCCCAUCUCGGACCUCGGCUCGCCAAUGAUGCCUAAAUCGGAGAACCUGCUGGAACAGCUUCCCACUAGAGACACCGAGUGGGACGAGGAACGGAGGGGGAGAGAUCCCAUCCCGGCCGAGGCCGACGACAUCAACGCGCUCUCGCUCUCGGUAGACCGGCAGGCCUCCUACCUGGGUGCGUCUUCCAUCAAGGCCGCCCUGAUGGUCAUGCUCAAGGUGCAGCCGAGCCUGAGGCACACGCUGGCGGCGCCACUGAGCGGCGUCGAGAUGUCAAACAACUUCCCUGCCGUGAGGCAAAAGGCAUCGUCGACACAAAAGGACCCGCAACGGAUUCCAUGGUCAUGGAAGGGACAGACCCUCAUCGACGCCUACUUCAAGCGCAUCCACGUCUUCGUCCCCAUGCUCGACGAGAGCACCUUCCGGGCCGACUACCUCGAGGGCCAGCGCACCGACGCUCCAUGGCUCGCCCUGCUCAACAUGGUGUUUGCCAUGGGCAGCAUCGCAGCCAUGAAAUCUGACGACUACAAUCACAUCAACUACUAUAACCGCGCCAUGGAGUACCUCCCCAUGGACGCCCUCGGCAGCAGCCAUAUCGAGACGGUCCAGGCCUUGGCCCUCAUCGGCGGCUACUAUCUUCACUACAUCAACCGGCCCAACAUGGCCAACGCCGUGCUCGGUGCCGCCAUCCGCAUGGCCUCGGCCCUGGGGCUACACCGCGAGUCCCUCACCCAGUCCAACACCGACGUCGUCGCCGCCGAGACCCGCCGCCGCACCUGGUGGGCUCUCUUCUGCCUCGACACGUGGGCCACCACCACCAUGGGCCGCCCCUCGUUCGGCCGCUGGGGUCCCGCCAUCAACAUCCGGCCUCCAGAGUUCGGCAUCAACGCCUCGCGCGACUCAUCCCAGCACGCCGGCAUCCUCCCCCUGAUCGAAAACAUCAAGUUCUGCAAGAUCGCCACGCAGAUCCAGGACAUGCUCGCCAUCACGCCGCUCCUGCGCACCGAGGACCGCCACAACCUCGACAGCCAGCUCGCCUCCUGGUACACUUCGCUGCCCUGGCUGCUGCGCACCACGGACCCGUGCGCCGAGCCGCUGUACAUGGCGCGCUGCAUCAUGAAGUGGCGGUACCAGAACCUGCGCAUGCUCCUGCACCGGCCCGUCCUCCUCUCGCUCGCCUCGUCGGGCCUCAACCCGCACACACAGGCCUGCGACGCUGACCUGGCCGCCAUCGAGACGUGCCGCGAGCUCGCCGCCCAGACCAUCGACGACAUUGCGCACGAGUGGGCGCGCAACCAGAUGAGCGGGUGGAACGCCGUCUGGUUCCUAUACCAAGCCGCCAUGGUGCCGCUCGUCUCCGUCUUUUGGCAGUGGGGGUCCCCGCGCGUGCCUGAGUGGCUCAAGCAAAUCGAGGCCGUGCUGGACCUGCUCGAGGUCAUGGAGGAGUGGUCGCUCGCCGCCCGCCGGUCGCGUGAGGUCGUCUGGCGCAUGUACGAGGCCGCCCGCCAGCUCGUCGCCCAGCAGCGCGCCAGCGCCAGCCCUACUAUCCAGGUGCUCACGGGCGCCGACGGCAUGCUCGCCAUGAGCCCCGGCGCCGCCGACGCCGCGGGCUUGCACAUGUCCCCCAUCGGCCUGGAGCCGGUCGACGGCCUGGGCAUCAUGGGCCUGCUCGACCAGGGCGGCCUGUGGGGCGAUCUGGACGGCAUGUAUUGGAGCCCGCCGCCGCACGUGAGCCUGGGGAGCCCCGUGGACGAGUCGGCCAUGGCCGCGGCGGCCGAGUUUGCGGCGUACCACAACGGCGCGGCGGCGGGCGCUGCUACUACCACGGGUCCGCACGAGGCCAUGGUUCAUGCGGUCGACUACGGCGGCCUCAUGGGCCAUCAUGCUCACCACCAUGGUCAUCAUCACGGUCACGCUCAACAUCAUCAUCAGCAGCAGCAGCAGAGCAUUGACGGGUUUGGCUACGUCCAGUAAGAGAGUGAAUUUUUUUUGGGUGAGGGUUGGGGAAAGGAAGGGGGAGGAGGAGGAGUUUCUUGGUCCCUAUCCAGUCUGAUACGUUCUACGUUACGCUGGGGCUGGCACUGGUCGAGUUUUCGCACUCUUCACUCUUCAGGUUCCGCUCGUUGGGGGUUGUGUUUUCCGCGCACUCCCCCGAGCCUCCAUGGUUUUCUUUACUCGAUGCAACCUACGUUGUCUAUCCUGCCUACCUAGCUAGUC
Molecule: messenger RNA, 2831 nt
Organism: Parathielavia appendiculata
Lineage: Eukaryota; Fungi; Ascomycota; Sordariomycetes; Sordariales; Chaetomiaceae
Exons: 2
Coding region: 162-2588 (808 amino acids)
Biological process (GO): DNA-templated transcription; positive regulation of transcription from RNA polymerase II promoter by galactose
Cellular component (GO): nucleus
Molecular function (GO): zinc ion binding; DNA-binding transcription factor activity, RNA polymerase II-specific; RNA polymerase II cis-regulatory region sequence-specific DNA binding
Source: RefSeq, a predicted model, not a curated record